GCACCCCAGCGCCCCCAGACGCAGGUCCCAGCCCCCCUUCUCUGCCGCAUCCUCUCCACACCAACUGAGCCAGUGUUGCAUUUUUUUUUAACACCUCAGGUGCCGCCACCUCCUGGGAAAUGGUGGGGGUGCCUUUGGGGGGAUCCUGGGAAGGCUGUCUCCCCCGCAGUAUCAUAGAGGCGCGUCUUCUGAGAGCGCCCCACCCCCAUAGCGGGCCUUCCCACGGGUCUGGAGCGCCCUGGCUGUGGCAGAAGCCUGGGAGCCGGGCUGGGCCUGCCGACCUUGGCAGAGCAGUCCCCUCUGUCUCCCUGGCUGGCCAGUGGGCAGUUCCGACCCAAACAUCCACCCUGGCGGCUAGGCCUGUGGGCUCCCACUGGCCCCUCCUUAUUCCUGGGCCUCUGAUAAAAUAGGGUGCUCCCACCCCAGACCUGAUGUAAAGAGUGCUGUAGCUGGUCUGACAGGAUUUCUUGCCCCCUGGAGACACUCUGGCCUCUGUUCAGGUACCAGGUGACAAGACCUGACCUGUCCGGAGCCGGGGCAGCUCCCCAGUUUGCCUUGCCUAGAGCCACGAGUUACCUGAAACAACUUUCACAAGUUCCGGAGAGAUGGCCGGUCCCAGCGUGGGACAUGGUGGGUUCAGCCAGGGGGAAGACAGGGCGGACCCAUGUGGACCUGGCCUGGUCUGGCCCUUCACCCGGGGACACCCCCACAGAACUGGCCGGGGUCAACCGUGUUUGCUAAGCAGUGAGCGAGCCUUCCCACUACGCGGCCGGGACUGCUCUGGUGCGAGUUCCCCAAGUUAGGGGUGAUCUGAGCUGCCACCUGUGCUUCAGGACCUUUGUCUUGCGUUCCCUAAGCCGCCCCAGAGCAAAGUGUCGAGUUUGGGUUUCAGUCCUGCCUUGUGUCCUCUGUGUUGUCACUCCCCAGCCUGUUUCCCACCUGUCACAGGGGCAUGGUCACCGCCUGGCGCUCCCACCCCCGUGGGAGGGGCCACUCAGCACCUUGUUAGCACUCAGUGCCGCCCUGUCAGCGUGGCUGCGGUGACCGUAGUAACCGUGAUGGAUUCUGUCCUGGCUGUUCCAGACCCCCCUUUCGUGCAGCAACGGCUGCCUCUACCUCUGCUUCUAGGAAGGAAAGCCUUUCACAGCCCCCCUGAGCCCCAGGGACGAGGUCACUUGCUAAUCCUGGGCUUAUCCUUAGCCUUUGGGGUCAAGGCCAGUGCCCCUGUCUUCCUGGGCUAUGUCAGGCCCUGGGCAGUGCCUGCUCUGGCCUCUGGCCACCACCUUGUCCUUGUCCCUUGGGCCACACGCGUCACCCACGUGCCCACGAUUUGCCCUCCAGCUCCACCUGGCUGAGCCUGGCCGCAUCCUCUAGAUCUGGCUUGUGGAGACCGAGACGAGCUCUCUGGUCCCCAUCCUCCCCUGCUCGCUGUCUUGGCUGGUGGUCUUGUUCCCUCUCCACCCUGCUGCUCAGUCACUUGAAAUAAAACAGAGUAGCCUGUCCCCAGCGAGGACUGUAACCCGACCCGAGUUGGACUCUGCUCCAUCAGAGCCUCAAGUAAAAGGACUCAGCGCUUGGGAGCUGGGACUUCUUCACUGCCCCAGCUUACUGGGCGACCCUAGGCGGGGCACUCUCCCAUCUAUAAAAUGUGGUUCAGAUGGUUUGCAUGGCUGGGGUGCGAGACUGUUUACUCCGGUGAAGACAGACAGCUGGGGAUCCCAGGUGGGUAGCUGGCAAAUGAGGUUGACGUUACCCGAAGCAAAGCAGAGGGGUGUCAGGAAGGAACUCCACCAGUGAAUGGGAGUGGGGGCAGGGAGAACCAGCCAAGCCCCUAGCUGUAGUCCAGUCUCCUGUCCCAUUCUGAACCCCAGUUCCUUUCUGGAGGCCAAGGGAGCCGUGUGCCGCCCCACAGAGGUGAGAAAAGCCAAGGAGGCUGGCAGGGCCUGGGUAGCAGAAAGUGGCUUGGCCAGGAGGCCAGCGUGGGUCAGGCCAAGAGCAUCCCUCCCUGGGCUGCUCUGCCUCUGGCUCACCCACUUGCUGGCUCCCUGAAGCCUCUGCAUUGCAGCAGCAGGAGGCUGCAUGGCAGCCCUGCCUGCUGGGCCAGAGCAAGGGCCUGGGCAGGGGGUGUGUGACUGCCUGUGCCUACCCUCCCUCCUCUGCCCUUAAACCUAUGAGCCCUGCUUCCCUUUAGGGGCCAGCUGUUAUGGGGGUGACUGUCUCUCUGGGGCUGACUUGAGGCAGGGCUAGAGUGGAGGCGACCCCAGGCUUGGGGAUCAUGGAGUCCCUGGGUCCUCUCUGCAUCUCAGCUCCCUCCCUCCCUCCCUCCCUCUUCAGCCCCAUUCAGCGUCUUGCCUGCCCCUGGAGAAGCUGUUUUAAAGGCUUAGGGCUUUGCAGCCAAGAGAACAGACUUUGGAUCUCAGUGGCCUGGAUUCACAUCCCAGCUCUGUGACUGCCUGUGUGACCUGGGGCAGGUCACUUAACCUUUUUGUGCUUCAGUUUCUCAACUGUAAAAUGGGGACAAUGAUAGACCGACCUCGCGGGAGUCUUGUGAGGAUGGACUCGUGUUGCCACCUGGAGCGGCACCCGCAGCUUCUUCUGCCAGCUGCUGCUACUCCCCCCUCCCGGUUGGUGUGACAGUGUUGUCGUCAUCUCUGCUGCUUGGCUGAGCCCUCUCUGACAUAAACUUUGUUUUGCUUAAGCGAACCUUCCCGUGGGCACUGCCCAACUCCCUGUUGGCACUUGCUAUACUGGCAAGGACUUUAGCUUAACAGUGUGGAGCCCAGAUUCUGGAACCAGACCGUCCUGGAUUCAGGUCCCAGCCCUGCUACUCAGCAGCUGUGUGAUUUUGGGCAAGUUAUUAGCUCCUCUGGGCCUCAGUUUUCCAUCUGCUAAAUGGGGGUGACACUAAGCCAGCAUAUGGUGUGUAUAAAGGGCAGGGCUUUUAGGAAGGACUGUGCUAAAUAACUAAUUAUUGGGCGCUUGCUGUGUGCCAGGUAUGAAGUGAAGAGGUUGGAAGUCAGGUGCUAGGAUCCAAGUCCGGCUUGGGCCUUUGUGAAUGGAGUGAUACGGCCGUGCUUUUUGCCUCUCUGUGCCUCAUUUUCCUGAACUGUCUGGCCUCGCCCGGCAGACAAUGGCCUUGCCCCCGUGAGCUAGAGCCUGCCCCUCGGCACCUGCCCACCUCCAGCCUGCAGGAUGCGGCUGUGGAAGGCCGUGGUGGUGACGCUGGCCUUCAUGAGUGUGGACAUCGGUGUGACCACAGCCAUCUACGUCCUUAGCCACCGGGACCGCAGCCUGCUGGAGGACAUCCGCCACUUCAACGUCUUUGACUCGGUGCUGGACCUCUGGGCCGCCUGCCUGUACCGCAGCUGCCUGCUGCUGGGCGCCACCAUCGGCGUGGCCAAGAACAGUGCCCUGGGGCCCCGGCGGCUGCGGGCCUCGUGGACAGUCAUUGCCCUCGUGUGCCUCUUCGUGGGCAUCUACGCCAUGGUCAAGCUGCUGCUCUUCUCCGAGGUGCGCAAGCCAGUCCGGGACCCGUGGUUCUGGGCCCUCUUCGUGUGGACCUACAUCUCGCUCACCGCCUCCUUCCUGCUCUGGUGGCUGCUGUCCACCGUGCGGCCGGGCGCCAAGGCCCUUGAGCGGGGCACAGGUGCCGAGGCUGAGGCUUUCCCUGCCGAGGGCCAGCACCCACCCGAGCAGGCCUCGGGGGCCACACUGCAGAAGCUGCUGUCCUACACCAAGCCCGACGGGGCCUUCCUCGUGGCUGCCUCCUUCUUCCUCAUCGUGGCGGCUCUGGGGGAGACCUUCCUGCCCUACUACACCGGCCGGGCCAUCGACGGCAUCGUCAUCCAGAAGAGCAUGGAGCAGUUCAGCACGGCCGUCAUCGUCAUGUGUCUGCUGGCCAUCGGCAGCUCGUUUGCCGCAGGUAUUCGGGGCGGCAUUUUUACCCUCAUAUUUGCCAGACUGAACAUUCGCCUUCGAAACCGCCUCUUCCGCUCACUGGUGUCUCAGGAGACGAGCUUCUUCGACGAGAAUCGCACAGGGGACCUCAUCUCCCGCCUCACCUCGGACACCACCAUGGUCAGCGACCUGGUGUCCCAGAACAUCAACAUCUUCCUGCGGAACACCGUCAAGGUCACAGGCGUGGUGGUCUUCAUGUUCAGCCUCUCGUGGCAGCUCUCCCUGGUCACCUUCAUGGGCUUCCCCAUCAUCAUGAUGGUGUCCGACAUCUACGGCAAGUACUACAAGAGGCUCUCCAAAGAGGUGCAGAACGCCCUGGCCAGGGCCAGCAACACAGCCGAGGAGACCAUCAGCGCCAUGAAGACUGUCCGGAGCUUCGCCAACGAGGAGGAGGAGGCGGAGGUGUACUCGCGGAAGCUGCAGCAAGUGUACAAGCUGAACAGAAAGGAGGCGGCGGCCUACACCUACUACGUCUGGGGCAGUGGGCUCACACUGCUGGUGGUCCAGGUCAGCAUCCUCUACUACGGGGGCCACCUCGUCAUCUCAGGGCAGAUGACCAGCGGCAACCUCAUCUCCUUCAUCAUCUAUGAGUUUGUCCUGGGAGACUGCAUGGAGUCCGUGGGCUCUGUCUACAGCGGCCUGAUGCAAGGAGUGGGGGCUGCCGAGAAGGUGUUCGAGUUCAUUGACCGGCAGCCAACCAUGGUGCAUGAUGGGAACUUGGCUCCCGACAACCUGGAGGGCCGGGUGGACUUUGAGAAUGUGACCUUCACCUACCGCACUCGGCCCCACACCCAAGUCCUGCAGAAUGUCUCCUUCAGCCUGUCCCCAGGAAAGGUGACUGCACUCGUGGGGCCCUCAGGCAGUGGCAAGAGCUCUUGCGUCAACAUCCUGGAGAACUUCUACCCCCUGGAGGGGGGCCGCGUGCUGCUGGACGGGAAGCCCAUCAGCGCCUAUGACCACAAGUACUUGCACCGCGUGAUCUCCCUGGUGAGCCAGGAGCCGGUGCUGUUUGCCCGCUCCAUUACAGACAACAUUUCCUACGGCCUGCCUACUGUGCCCUUUGAGAUGGUGGUGGAGGCUGCACAGAAGGCCAACGCCCAUGGCUUCAUCAUGGAGCUCCAGGACGGCUACAAUACAGAGACGGGGGAGAAGGGCGCUCAGCUGUCGGGCGGCCAGAAGCAGCGGGUGGCCAUGGCGCGGGCUCUGGUGCGGAACCCACCUGUCCUCAUCCUGGAUGAAGCCACCAGCGCGCUGGAUGCAGAGAGCGAAUACCUGAUCCAGCAGGCCAUCCACGGCAACCUGCAGCGGCACACGGUGCUCAUCAUCGCGCACCGCCUGAGCACGGUGGAGCGGGCGCACCUCAUCGUGGUGCUGGACAAGGGCCGUGUGGUGCAGCAGGGCACCCACCAGCAACUGCUCGCCCAGGGCGGCCUCUACGCCAAGCUGGUGCAGCGGCAGAUGCUGGGGCUCGAGCCCACCUCGGACUACACAGCCUGCCACAAGGAGCCCUCCAGCAACGACGGUCACAGGGCCUGACCCUGCCCCUGCUCCCCUGGGGCGGAGCCCCCACCGGACAGAGGUGUCCCUGGGGACCGCCCUCCCCACUCCCGCUGCCCUCCGGCCCAGGCCAAGGCGCUGGAGGGCGACCUGCCAUGUCCCCCACGUCACUGCUUCCUGCAUCUUGCCCUGGUUCCUGCCCUGCUCCCCGGUCCCCACCCUGGGCUACCCCCUCCAGUCAGGGCAGCCGGGGCACGGGGGUCCCUCCGGUCUCCGAGGCUUUUUAAGCAAAGGUACCUUUUUAAACCAAGACCUUACCGAGUUUUUAACUGCUUGGUUUGAUGGGCCCCAGUGUGCUCCUAGAUUUCAAAAACAUUUUUCUAAUUGGGAGUAAUGGUGGGCAAGGUCAAGGAGACGUUCUAGACGCUUCCAUACCAGGAAUGAAUGCCCCUUCCUAAAGGCCUGGGGGAUGUUGGGGGAGAGAUAACCGCCUCUGUGCUUUGCUCACCCCCAAAGAAGGGACUCUCUCUGACCCAGAGGAGGCACAGGCUGGGGGUUUCCUGUCUCCCUGGUCCCAGCAACGUGAGUCAUCCCAGGGGCUGCGGGGACAGUGGAAGGCGUCUGUCUGCCCAUCGUCUGCUGCCCUGCAAAUCUAAGCUAGUCUCACUGUGAACCACUACGGACCUUAACUGGGAGUGUGGGGGACUGGCCAGGCCUGGCAAAGCCUCGGGGUGCCCCUCAUCCAAUGCCCAGCUCUAGGCCCCUGGUCCUGCCUCAUCCCCGCUCCCCUCCCCUGGCUGGCACCCUGACCCUGUACCCACCCCUGCCGCUCUGCUGUCCCACAUUUGGGAGACGCAUUCUCUUCCCUGUCAGGUGGAUGGGAUGGAGGCAAAUCCCCUGGUCUGACUUCGCGGGGAGUAUGAGAUGUUGGCAGAACCCCAUCAAUAAAGUGUACUACCUCUGACCCCUGACCUCUGACCU
This is a messenger RNA of Talpa occidentalis (Iberian mole), 6435 nucleotides long. It is a transcript of the gene ABCB9, whose product is annotated as ATP binding cassette subfamily B member 9. Gene Ontology annotation, biological process: transmembrane transport; peptide transport. The record is from RefSeq and is a predicted model, not a curated record. Gene Ontology annotation, molecular function: ATP binding; ATP hydrolysis activity; ABC-type oligopeptide transporter activity. The transcript has 12 exons. Gene Ontology annotation, cellular component: lysosomal membrane. The coding region runs from base 3193 to 5493 and encodes 766 amino acids. NCBI's taxonomy places the organism in Eukaryota, Metazoa, Chordata, Mammalia, Eulipotyphla, Talpidae.